Messenger RNA from Linum trigynum, 2814 nucleotides. The record is from the annotation of a GenBank genome assembly. NCBI's taxonomy places the organism in Eukaryota, Viridiplantae, Streptophyta, Magnoliopsida, Malpighiales, Linaceae.
ACCAAUCCACAUACACUCAGGAUAUAAGCGGAUCAACCCGCGGGGGUUGACAACCUUGCGUCUGGACUCUGGAGACUUUACCUCCCAUAUUUGUCGAUUUCCCUAUAUUUGCCCAACCCAUUGGACUCGGGCUUACUGAACCUAUCCGUAACAGUUAAACCCUAUUCGUAAAGUUUCUAGAAAUGAUUUUCUCUCGAUUAGUCAGGGUUGCCGCCACAUCUCUGUCAUCCACCGUUGCCCCUUCGCGUUCGUCUCCUCGUAAUAAUGCCUCUUUCAGCUCCGCCGCAGUGCGGAACCGGUACUUUAACAGUCCAACGAAUCGAUCGGGUACCGAGUUAUACCGCCGAAUUUCGCCGGUGGGAGAUCUUAGGGUCCCCAGCAUUCGGAUUCUCAAUAGCUGGAUAAAGGAAGGAAGAUCCGUUACGAAAGACCAACUCGUUUCUUACAUUAAAGAACUUCGCUACUACGGCCGCCACUAUCGCGCCCUCAUGAUUUCAAAGUGGAUGACAGACAAAAGGCACCUCGACCUCACAUCAGAAGAUGCUGCUAUGAGACUGGAGUUGAUAGCAAAGGUCGAAGGGAUAGAAGAAGCGGAGCGGUAUUUCGCUAGGCUACCGCAACAACUCAAGGGGAUUGAUACUUAUGGAGCACUUCUAAGCUCUUACGGUCAUGUUCAAGCUGUGGAGAAACGAGACGAAAUAGACCGAGGCCAUGACCUGUCGAGCCUCAGAAACAAAAAGAAAUUUGAUGCUCUCGUCAAGGAAAUCGAUGAUAGGGGCAUCUCCUUGGAUGCAAUGACUUAUAGCAUACUUCAUAUGGUGCUUUUCUUGAUGUGAAUGGAAUGGAGAAAGUCCUGAUAAGGAUGGAAUCCGAUCCAGAUGUCAAUCCAGGCUGGGGUAUUUACAACAAAGCGGCAACCAUUUACAGGAAAUCUGGGAUGAAGGAGAAAGGAAUUGAAAUGCUGGAGAAAGCCGAGGGGCUCAUAACAAAGAACAAGGAUAUGGAAGCUUAUUAUUGCCUCAUCACCAACUAUGCUGCCAUGGGGGAGAAAUCUAGAGUCUUGGGGGUUUGGGAACUUCUCAAAAAGAAUGGGAAGGUUCUCAAUAAGGGAUAUAUGAAUGUGAUAACUUCUCUACUGAAAUUGGAAGAUUUUGAGACUGCGGAGAAGAUAUUUGAUGAGUGGGAAUCCCGGAAUUUGUCUUAUGAUGUCCGUAUUCCCAACAUAUUGAUUCGUGCUUACUCGAGAAGUGCUCUUCUGGAAAAGGCAGAGACAAUGGUCGAGAGGGUAAUAAAGAAAGUCGGCGAGCCCAUGCAAAUUCUUGGCUUAACCUGGCGAUAGGUUACCUCAAUCUUGGUCAAACUGAGAAAGCCAUGGAAACCAUAAAGAGAGCUGUGAAUGGUUCUAAGUCGGGUUGGAGGCCCAACCCUAGUGUUUUGGAAGACUUUCUGGAGCAGUUAGCGCGGAUAGGGGGGGAUUGCUUGGAGGAAGUAAGACAACUGAUCAAGUCACUCGCUGACAACGAUGUUUUACCCUUGUAUCUUAGAUUCAAGUUUUCGGCGGGUCUUCGCGUGUGGUCGUUAGUGCAUGAGUUUGAUGGACAUCCCAACACACUGGAGAGAUUCGCAUAGGGAUGAUAAUAGGUCGGGUUGGGUCGGGUUUUGCCAAACUCAAAUCCAAACUUAUGGGUUUAUCUGUGAAAAAAAAAAGCUCGGGGUAAGACCCACUGGGUUUGAAAAACUCAAACCCAACCCAUUGGGUAUCUGCAUGUUCAUGGGUACCCAUGGGUUUUUGUCGUAAAAAAUUUACAAUAACAAGUUUCUAUCAAAAUAAAAGUCAAAUAUCAAUCUCUCAAUACAAAUUAUCCAUAUAUAAAACACCAUCAUAGAAAAUUCAAGCAAAUCACAAAUUAGCCAUAAACAACAUGAUUAAGUCUUCCUCCUGGUCAAUUAAGCUUUUUCACUCCCACUCGAUAAUAUCAACUUCAUUCUACACAAUUAGAAAGAAUCAAUUAGGCAUGUCUCCACAAACAUAAAGAAGAUUAGUUGUUUAGAAAUAUACCGGAAAAAUUAAUUACUCCCAUAACAUUACGCUUGGUUUUUAUAUGGAUUAUGGUCAACAUGGCAUGGCAGCAGUUUCCUUCGAGGAGUGAUACUAGUUGAUGGUCCCUAACCUAGCACUAUGCUUGUCCACGAAUGUUGGAAGCUCCAUAGUUACGACGAGGAGUUGUAGAGUUUGCUAGUCGACUUGCAGCAGCAAAAUUAACCAGUCCCCAUUGCCAAUAGACUUGACCCCUAAACCUUCUCAUACACAACAAGAAAAAAAAAAAAAAAUGCUCCUUUGUCUCUAAUCCUCUUUGCACGACAUUGGAAACAUGCUUACCCCAGGGAAUCAGCUAGUUGUUAGUUGUUACUAGAUAAGCUCGCUUGCGCUUCGCGGUGACUAAGCGAAACUAACGAUAUAAAUGUGUGAAAUAAUUAGAGCAUUGAGCGAAACUAACGAUAUAAAUGUGUGAAAUAAUUAGAGAAUUGUAAUUCAUCAGACAACUAUAAAACCAACAAAAAGAAAUCACAAAAAUAUAGUGGGGAACUUUAUAGCAACUUGCACUUGCUGGCCAACAAUGUUAUAGAUUAGAGAAGGACGAUCUACAUAUUGUUAAGUAAGAAUAUGUUCAAUUUGGAGUUUCACAACUAUUAGUUAGAGAAUUCACAAAGUUUCUAAAUCUAAAACGAAAAUGAACAAGGAUGAACUUAGAAUUAACCUAGGAUUCCCUAUAACAUCCCGAACAUUUCCCCGAAUAAGAUAUUGUCCGCUCU